Messenger RNA from Sander lucioperca (pikeperch), 1424 nucleotides. RefSeq names its product pleckstrin (gene plek). The transcript is spliced from 10 exons. Gene Ontology annotation, biological process: actin cytoskeleton organization; intracellular signal transduction. The record is from RefSeq and is a predicted model, not a curated record. The coding region runs from base 281 to 1198 and encodes 305 amino acids. Gene Ontology annotation, cellular component: plasma membrane. NCBI's taxonomy places the organism in Eukaryota, Metazoa, Chordata, Actinopteri, Perciformes, Percidae.
UAACUGUCACUAACAAAUUGACACAAGUUGCAGCUGACAGCAGCACAGAGCAGGGUCAUGGAGCCACAACAGAUCAGAGAGGGAUACUUGGUAAAGAAGUGAGUGAAGGGAGCAAAGGAUACUGCAAGCUCAACGUGGCACGAGAGUUUAUGUAAUGGACUAACAAAAACCCAAAGUUUUCAAGGGUACAUUGCUAAACUCCUGGAAAGCAGUGUGGGUAGUGCUGUCAGAAGAUGGGCUGGAAUUCUAUAAAAAGAAAACAGACCACUCUCCGAAAGGAAUGAUCCCACUAAAGGGAGCCACGCUCAUGAGUCCUUGUCAGGAUUUCGGCAAGAGGACGAUGGUUCUCAAGAUUACCACAGACAAGAAGCAGGAUCACUUCUUCCAAGCCUCACAUAUGGAGGAGAGAGAGUUUUGGGUCAAGGACAUCAAGAGAGCCAUUACCUGCCUCGAGGGGGGAAAAAAGUUUGCCAGGAAGUCCACAAGACGCUCCAUUCGCCUACCUGACACAAUCAACCUGACAGAAUUGUACACACUAAUGAAAGACCAAGAUGAUGGCGUAAAAGAGUUAAAACUGGAGCAGGAGAAUCGAGUCUUCAACCACUGCUUCACCGGUGUGACAGUGGUAGAGUGGCUGAUUUCAAAGGAGAAAGCGAGAAAUAGGCCUGAGGCUCUCAUGUUAGCAACAGGGCUCCUGAAUGAGGGUUUUCUCCAGCCUGCGAGUGACCUGUCCAAAGAGAGAGCAGAAAGUGGAGAGCAAAUGGCCUUCUUAGAUCAGACAAUUGCUCUUUAUUACUUUGCAGACAGUGGGUUCUUCUGUGAAGGCUACUCCAGUGAUGAAGACGUGCUUCUAAAGGAAGAAUUCAGAGGAAACAUCAUAAAACAGGGCUGUUUACUGAAACAGGGACAUAAGAGAAAAAACUGGAAAGUGCGAAAGUUCGUGCUAAGAGAUGACCCUGCUUAUAUGCAUUAUUAUGAUCCUACAAAGGGUGAUGACCCCCUGGGCUCGAUCCAUCUCCGUGGUUCUGUGAUUACAGCUGUGGAGUAUGUGCCUGAUGCCAAAAAAUAUGACAUUGAUGGCAACCUCUUUGAGAUCAUCACCUCAAAUGAAACUCACUACUUCCUCCAAGCUGCUACAGCAGAAGAAAGAAAGGAGUGGAUCAAAGCAAUACAGGCAGUGUCAAAAAGUGGAAAAUAACAGGAGCAUUGGGACAGCCACAUGUUGAUUGUAAAAUCACAUGUUUGCAAUGUCUUUAAUUACAUGUACAUGUACAUGUCAGCGAAGUAUAGCUGAAUUAUUAUUGUAGUGUCAUUCUAGAGUAACUGGCAAGUUUAACUCCUUCAUACACUAUCAAACUAAUGUUAUGAUGUUUUUGUGCAGUAUGUAACUAAUUAAAGAAAAAUAAAGGUUAUAAUGUCUAAAU